This is a messenger RNA of Fusarium fujikuroi IMI 58289, 3744 nucleotides long. Its product is annotated as related to RNA helicase. The record is from RefSeq and is a predicted model, not a curated record. The transcript has a single exon. The coding region runs from base 1 to 3744 and encodes 1247 amino acids. NCBI's taxonomy places the organism in Eukaryota, Fungi, Ascomycota, Sordariomycetes, Hypocreales, Nectriaceae. Gene Ontology annotation, molecular function: nucleic acid binding; RNA helicase activity; ATP binding.
AUGGCUCGGCCGAGAGACUCGCGCUCACCAAGUCCUGCAGGCAGCACCCACAGUUCUCGCCGUCGCCGCAAUGAUGAUCGUCGAGCUAGGGAUCGGCGUAACGAUGGACGGGACCAUCGGCGACGUAGCAGAUCACGCAGUCCAGAUGUGAGAAGGCAACCAUCUAACUAUGACCGGUUUUAUUCUGACGAUUUUAUCCAUGAACAGCCCAGAAACCGCGACCGCGAAAGAGAUCGAGACCAUGGGCGAGAUCGAGAUUAUUAUCGACGGAGAGACCGCUCUAUAGACCGGCGCGACGACAAUUAUUACCGGGGUGGACGACGAGACCAUCGCGAAAGAGAUCGGAGGAGAUCCCGAGAACGCUACGAUGGUCGCAAUCGAUCACCAGAUAGGCGACAUAACCAUAGCAGAGAAGGUGAUCGGGAUGUGAGAAGGCGAGACGACUCCCGCAACCGCACCCCUGGGCGCCGUGAGGGUACGGCUGACUCCCUUACUCGCAGCAUUCGUGAAGACGGCAGAACACAGAAGAUCUCACUUGGCGGCAGUGGGAAACCCGAUACUGAGGAGGUUCGAUCGCAGUCUCUCUUUCAUGAAAGUAUUGCUAAUGGAUAUCGAUUGCAGGCUCCCAAGGCAGAUUCUGGACAGCCGGAGGUCGACAAGAAGGCUGAAAGAUUAGCCAAACUUGAAGCAUGGAAGAAGAAGAAAGAGAAUGCCAGCCAGAAACAAAAAGAAGUAAAUCCGAGCCAGACAAGGAACCUCUUGGCUGAAAUGGACAAGAAAGCGAGUGGGACGUCCUCAAAAACAGUCUCUCCAUCAGUUUCUGCAACUGCUUCGCCGGCUGCAACACCGACUGUUGCCUCACCUGUCGUCCCAUACUCUGGCAAGUUUGACCCUAAGGCCAUCGCAAAGAAGUCGGCAGCUUCCCGGGCACACGAAGGCGUAAAACCAGCCUUGGGGUCUCUGGGGGGGCAGCCCGAAAAGCUCCCGGUCCCUGCUAAGCCCUCAGUGCCUCUAAAACCGUCUAUCAGCGGUAGGUUCUCAUCCUUGGUUCUCCGCUCAAGCUCAGUUGACCAACCUAUCUUAGCAUCAGCUCUCCCUGCGAAUCGAACAAAAGCUAGUGGGUUUGGAUUCGUGAAGAAUAACGCAGAAACUGACAAGCUCCCCGCCAAACGGAAGCUUGAUUUGGAUGAAGAAGACACUACUAAACGAAAACUUACUAAACUUCCUGCCCUGCCCAUCGAAGCUGAUGACACUCCAUAUGCCGAUCAAGAUGAUGAUGAAUCUGAUGGGGACAACUUCGCGGAGACUGAAGAGGAGGCCGCCGCCGCCGCCCGUGCAGCUCACGAGAGACGGUUGCAGGCAGAGAAUCAAAUGGAUACGGGUGAGGAAGAGUCAAAGACGACCGAAACCCAGAUCAAUGGAGAUACCAUGUCAAACAACACCGCUGAACCCGACACCACCACACAUAUGGAAGUUGACGAGGAGGAGGAUGACGUUGAUCCACUGGAUGCAUUCAUGGCUGAUCUCAGGCAGACAGACGUGAAACAGCCGGCUAGGACAUCCAAAGCGCAAAAGAUCCAGGAGCCGGAGGCUUACUUCAGCGAUGAUGAAUAUGAUUUCAAUAAGAAGGACACGGGUGACGCAAACGCCUUACUAGCUAUGGCUGCGAAGCGAAAGAAGAAAGACAUUCCAGCGAUUGAUUACAGCAAGAUCGAAAUUGAACCUAUUCGCAAAAACUUCUGGGUCGAGCCUGCUGAACUCAGCCAACUCACAGAGGCCGAGGUAGCUGAUCUUCGCCUGGAACUUGACGGCAUCAAGGUCAACGGAAAGGAUGUUCCCAAGCCUGUUCAGAAAUGGGCGCAAUGUGGUCUGACGCGACAAACACUCGACGUCAUUGAUAACUUGGGCUUUGAGAAACCUACCCCCAUCCAGAUGCAGGCUCUUCCUGCUCUCAUGUCAGGCCGCGAUGUCAUCGGCGUGGCGAAGACUGGUUCGGGAAAGACAAUGGCUUUCUUGCUUCCCAUGUUCCGGCACAUUAAGGACCAGCCUCCACUGAAAGAUACAGAUGGUCCUAUCGGAUUGAUCAUGACUCCAACACGAGAACUUGCCGUCCAGAUUCAUCGAGACUGUAAACCUUUUCUCAAGAUGAUGGGUCUUCGAUCUGUCUGUGCUUACGGUGGAGCGCCCAUCCGAGAUCAGAUUGCUGAACUCAAACGUGGCGCGGAGAUCAUUGUGUGUACACCUGGUCGAAUGAUCGAUCUUCUAGCUGCGAACCAAGGGCGGGUCACUAAUCUCAAGCGAGUCACGUAUGUUGUUCUUGAUGAAGCCGAUCGAAUGUUCGAUAUGGGCUUCGAGCCUCAGGUCAUGAAGAUCUUCGCAAAUAUGCGACCUGACAGGCAGACUAUCCUCUUCUCGGCUACGAUGCCUCGCAUCAUCGACUCGCUGACCAAGAAGGUACUCAAUAAUCCUAUCGAAGUUACAGUGGGCGGUCGUAGUGUUGUGGCAAAGGAGAUUGAUCAGAUCGUUGAAGUUCGAGAUGAGCCAUCCAAGUUCCUGCGUGUUCUCGAACUGCUUGGAGAGCUCUAUGACCGUGAUGAAGAUGCCCGCACCCUCAUUUUCGUGGAACGUCAAGAAAAGGCCGAUGAUUUAUUGAAAGAGCUUAUGAUCAAGGGUUACCCCUGCAUGUCCAUUCAUGGAGGUAAAGAUCAGAUUGAUCGUGAUUCUACCAUCUCAGACUUCAAGAAGGGUGUAGUGCCUAUCUUGAUCGCUACUUCGGUGGCAGCUCGUGGUCUUGAUGUCAAACAACUCAAGCUCGUUAUUAACUACGACGCACCGAACCACUUGGAGGAUUAUGUUCAUCGUGCUGGCCGAACUGGUCGUGCUGGCAAUACCGGUGUCGCUGUCACAUUCGUCACACCAGAGCAGGAGAACUGCUCUGUUGGCAUUGCCAAGGCUCUUGAACAGAGUGGGCAGCCAGUGCCAGAAAGGCUGGACGAGAUGAGGAAAGCUCACCGUGAAAAGGUCAAAUCUGGCAAGGCCAAAGAUACUUCUGGCUUUGGCGGCAAGGGUCUCGAUCGUCUUGAUCAGGAACGAGAGGCUGCCCGUCUCCGCGAGCGCAAGACCCACAAGGCCGAGGGCGAGGAGGAGGAGGUCAAAGAAGAUAAGAAGGAAGAGGAGGACGACAAGGCAGAGAAGGCUCUCAGUGCAAUCCGCGCAGCAGCAUCAGGCGUUCAAGCCCGCGAGUCAGCAAAGGCUGAUGGCGCAGAAGUCAAGCCUACUCAACAGGCAACCAUUACUGGUGGAGUGAAAGACAAGUCCAAAGACCCGCUUGACAAGGUCAGUUCAGCCGUGUCCGCCAUCAACAGCCGCCUCGGAAAGGCUGGCCAACUUCGCGCUGGUCAGCCCAUCGACAACAAGGGCCCAGACGCCGGUGCGUUCCAUGCCACAUUGGAAAUCAACGAUUUCCCUCAAAAGGCCAGAUGGGCUGUCACCAACCGAACCAAUGUCGCCAAGAUCCUGGAAGCUACAGGCACAUCGAUCACAACAAAGGGCAACUUUUACCCACCAGGCAAAGAGGUUCCCGCAGGAGCCGAACCAAAACUGUAUAUUCUCAUCGAAGGCGAUACGGAGGUUGUUGUUGGAUCCGCUCUCAGCGAACUCACACGCCUAUUAAGAGAAGGAACAAUAGCUGCUGCAGAUGCUGACAGUCGAGCACCAGCCAGUGGACGAUAUACAAUUACCUAG